UAGGAUGAUCGGUGCACGCUAAGGCAACAUUCCCUCUUGUCUCCCCGAGAAUGCGAAUCUACUUGCUUCUGGCGGUGGCGCUGGCGGUGGUCUGCUCCGUAGCAGCCCAAGGCCGUGUGUUGGCGUUGCCGGAAAUAGAACUAUGUGAUAAUCGCCCAAAGCAGUGGAAGUUCCGCAACCACUAUUAUUUCUUCUCGUGGGACCAGGAUGGCCCAGACUUCAAGGAAGUAAAUCCUAAAACAGGACAACUAGAAGGUAGCAAGGUUGACUGGCUGGAAGCUCGCAACUUGUGCCGUAAGCGAUGCAUGGACGCUGUCGGCAUGGAGAGCGAAGAGGAGAACAACAUGAUUUUCGACUUUAUCAAAAGACGCAACAUCACGUACAUCUGGACGUCUGGCCGCCUCUGUGACUUCAAGGGGUGCGAUGAGCGCGAGGACCUGAAGCCCAUCAGUGUCAAGGGAUGGUUCUUCUCCAACACCAACACUAAGAUGGCCUCGACCAACGCAUCGCCACCAGGCUGGAAGUACCAGCCAUGGAGCGACAAGGGCCACACCGGUGGACCGCAGCCAGACAACGCUGAGUUCGAUAUCAACCAGACAUCGGAGUCUUGUCUCGGCGUACUCAACAAUCUGUACAAUGACGGCAUCAAAUGGCACGACAUUGCCUGCUACCACAAGAAGCCCUUCAUUUGUGAGGACAGUGAUGAACUACUUCGGUACAUCGAGGGACAAAAGCAGCAACUGCUACAACAAAACCGCCCAGGGAACCAGGGACAGGGAAACCGGGGACAAGGAAACCGAGGACAGGGGAAUAACGGCAACGCCAACCAGCGCGCACGAGCACAUUUUGGUUAAGUUUUCACCACAACCCUUGAAACUUUUCCAUUCUCCCUUGUGCAAAACUUUGUUAGUUAAGUUUACCACACUGUCCAUCUUUGAAGACUGAUACAACCCCAUCAACACAGCCAUACAACCGGCAAGGCCAUGAACAUCUUAGUGGCGGCCUUGUUCCAGUCUUCUGCUUAUUUAUUGUUAAUACGACGCACUAGCGCCGUAUGUGGCUGCUGCUCACAGUAAACACGGCACUCAGCCCGUUAUUUAUUGUAACACCACGAUAAUUGUGCUGUUUUCAUUAAUAAAACGCGAUUGUUA
Molecule: messenger RNA, 1151 nt
Organism: Portunus trituberculatus (swimming crab)
Lineage: Eukaryota; Metazoa; Arthropoda; Malacostraca; Decapoda; Portunidae
Gene: slf
Exons: 4
Coding region: 51-854 (267 amino acids)
Source: RefSeq, a predicted model, not a curated record